Messenger RNA from Notothenia coriiceps (black rockcod), 972 nucleotides. It is a transcript of the gene acot8, whose product is annotated as acyl-CoA thioesterase 8. NCBI's taxonomy places the organism in Eukaryota, Metazoa, Chordata, Actinopteri, Perciformes, Nototheniidae. The annotation marks the transcript as partial. The record is from RefSeq and is a predicted model, not a curated record. The transcript has 5 exons. Gene Ontology annotation, cellular component: peroxisomal matrix. Gene Ontology annotation, molecular function: fatty acyl-CoA hydrolase activity. Gene Ontology annotation, biological process: fatty acid catabolic process; acyl-CoA metabolic process.
AGGGACGCACCACUGGAUUCCCCGCAGUCAGCGUCUGUUUGGGGGUCAGAUCAUCGGUCAGGCCCUCGUAGCUGCUGCCAAAUCAGUCAGCGAUAAUCUCUACGCCCAUUCCCUCCACUGCUACUUUGUACGGGCAGGAGACCCUAAGGUGCCCGUGCUGUACCAGGUGGACCGCAUCAGAGACGGACGCAGCUUCACGGUGCGCUCCGUCAGGGCCAUCCAGCACGGGCAGCCCAUCCUCAUCUGCCAGGCCUCCUUCCAGAUGCUGCAGCCCAGCCCCCUGCAGCACCAGUUCACCAUGCCUGUGGUCCCCCCACCCGAAGACCUCCUCACCGUGGAGGAGCUCAUCCGCCUCUAUCUCAGUAAACCAGACCUGGCAGAGAAAUAUAAGCUAGGCCUGAACAAACUGCUGGCCAACGAGGUCCCCAUCGAGAUAAAGCCGGUCAACCCCCCGGUCUUUUACAAACUCACUGCGAGCGAGCCGAAGAACCUGUUCUGGGUGCGAGCACGAGGAUAUAUUGGUGAGGGCAACAUGAAGCUGCACUGCUGCGUUGCUGCCUACGUGUCAGACUUUGCGUUCCUGGGCACCGCUCUGCUUCCGUACCCCGGCUACAGAGCUCAGUUUGCCGCCUCGCUGGACCACGCCAUGUGGUUCCACAGCACCUUCCGCAGCGACGAGUGGAUGCUGUACGAGUGUGAGAGCCCGUGGGCAGGCGGCAGCAGGGGAUUGGUGCAGGGGCGGCUGUGGAGGAGGGACGGGGUCCUCGCUGCCUCGUGCUCCCAGGAGGGGGUCCUGAGAGUGAAGCCAGUCACACGGCCCAGCAAACUAUAAGCACUUACUUAUCAGAUUUAAAUUAAUCAUAUAACUGUUUUCUGAUUUUUAUACAUACAUGUGUAAUUUAAUAACUAUUAUUCGUUUUUUUAAUAUAUAUUAGAUUUCCAGUCAAUAAAUAAUGAAAAUGUUAUAAUGAG